CCCGGCUCUGGGCUGCGGUCUGCGGGGGAGGGCGGGCUAAUUCGUGUCAGAUGGAGGGCGGCCGCGCGGGGCCCGCCACUCGCGCCUGGCUUUUGUUCCCGGCGUCUAACUUCUGACGGCAGGAGCUUUUGCAGAGUCCGGCUGAGACGCGCGCGAUCUGGGCCUCGCCCACGCACGACCCGGGGCCGUCAGUGCCCCACGCUCGGCUGUGGACCGGGGACGGAACACGGGGGUAGCCAUGCGGUGGCGCGCGCUGGCCCCGGGCCCGCCUGCGAGGUUGGCGCGCGAGUCCGGGGCGCGUGGGCGUCCACGCCAGCCGGAAGAGUUCACCACGUGUCCGCACAGCUUUAAGAAGAAGGACUUUAAAAAGCACAGAGUCUGUGGAGUGUGCAGACAGACCAUUGACGGUCAAGGGAUCGCUUGCCGAACCUGCAAGUAUUCCUGCCACAAGAAAUGUGAAGCCCAGGUGGUGACUACCUGUUCUGCACAAGUCCAUCUGGACCAGGUAAGAUUUUCAGAUUCCUUUGGGGCUCGGGUAUGAUCAGCCGGG
Rattus rattus (black rat) is the source of this 550-nucleotide messenger RNA. RefSeq names its product tensin-2-like. Lineage: Eukaryota; Metazoa; Chordata; Mammalia; Rodentia; Muridae. Bases 239 to 541 code for a protein of 100 amino acids. The record is from RefSeq and is a predicted model, not a curated record. The transcript has 4 exons.